GAGCAAAAGAAGAGGGCGGGAUGACGACGGCUGCGCGUCCGACGUGGGCGCCGGCGAAGGGAGGGAACGAGCAGGGCGACACCCAGAUCUUCGGACCCUCGCAGAAGUACUCCUCCCGUGACCUUGCCUCCCACACCACCCUCAAGACCAGGAAAGAGGGACAAGAUACGCAGGAUGAGUUGCAGAAGAGGGACUUCCGGGAGGAGCUAGAAGAGCGUGAGCGAAGGCAUUUUUCCUCCAAGGACAAGUCCUAUACUGAAGAUAGAGACCGAAGAAAAGGGCAUCUUCUCUUGGAGGGAACAAGGAGAGAGGCUGAAGAUAGGAUUGUUCCAAGGAAUAUUGAUGCUGACGACUCUGAUGUAGAUGUCAAUGACGAUGAAGACAGUGACAGGUAGAUUGAAACAUAUCUGAUCUGAUUUGAA
Zingiber officinale is the source of this 422-nucleotide messenger RNA. RefSeq names its product protein CWC15 homolog B-like. The record is from RefSeq and is a predicted model, not a curated record. Bases 21 to 395 code for a protein of 124 amino acids. Gene Ontology annotation, molecular function: RNA binding. NCBI's taxonomy places the organism in Eukaryota, Viridiplantae, Streptophyta, Magnoliopsida, Zingiberales, Zingiberaceae. Gene Ontology annotation, biological process: mRNA cis splicing, via spliceosome. Gene Ontology annotation, cellular component: catalytic step 2 spliceosome. The transcript has 4 exons.